Messenger RNA from Cynara cardunculus var. scolymus (artichoke), 816 nucleotides. RefSeq names its product protein FAR1-RELATED SEQUENCE 6-like. Bases 1 to 816 code for a protein of 271 amino acids. The transcript is spliced from 3 exons. Gene Ontology annotation, molecular function: zinc ion binding. Lineage: Eukaryota; Viridiplantae; Streptophyta; Magnoliopsida; Asterales; Asteraceae. The record is from RefSeq and is a predicted model, not a curated record.
AUGUUGGGGUUUGAAAUUGCAUUGGAGAAACAACAUAGGGAACAACGUCGUCUUGAUUAUCACACGAGGACUACCUUACCUAAAUGGUUGACCUAUAGCAAGUUGGAGAGGCACGCUUGUGAGGGCUGCCUGGACAUGUUCAAUGAAGGUGUCAAUGCAGAUGAAGAAGUUGACACAUAUUUAUUUGAACAUUUAGACAAAAGAGACGAGAAAAUAGCAGAGUAUAAGGUUGUUCGUCAUUUGAAGGAGUCGACCAUUGUUUGUAGUUGCAAUCACAUCGGUCGACAUGGUUAUUUAUGCAGACAUGUUUUUCAAGUAUUGUUAAACGCCGAUGUUGAAUCUAUACUUGAAAAAUACAUUUUGAGAAGAUGGAGACGCGACCUUAUGCCGAUUGAAUUACAAAAUAGUCGUCAAAGAAUAUACGACGUAGGCGAGGAUCAACGUAGAAUAAUAAAUGAUAUAUAUGACGCUUUCGAUGAUGUGUUGGACAUAUUAAGAGAUGCCAAAGAAAAACUAGAAUCAUUUGUGGCUACAAUUAAAGAAUUGAGGGAUGAUUUAGCCAAAGAACGUACAUAUGAACCUUCGAUGAAACGUAAAGAGCGUGGAAUAGAACAAAUCCUUGGUUUUCUAAGAACUGAUAACAUUGGGAUACAUCCUGCUACCGGUAUAAGGAACAAAAGUUGUGGUACGUCCAAAAGAUUGAUUGUUGCAGUUGAGAAAACAGUAGUGAAGAGUUUUCGGCCUAAGAGGAUGUGUAGCGGAUGCAAGUUGUUGUCUAAUCAUGAUAUCUGUAACUGUCUAGCGAAGAAAAAGUAG